AUGGCAGAGCACCAGCGAAGCGGACGACCUUAUCCUUAUCCUAUGAACAAGCGUGCGAGACAAGCUUGCGAGAAUUGUCGUCGCAAGAAAUCGAAAUGCACGGGAGAGAGACCUAAUUGUUCUUGCUGUGCGCGACUACAACAACAAUGUGUAUAUGCCCCUGACUUUCGAACCCGCGAAAGGUCCCGAGGACCUCGAGACGACACUGGCGAUUCUGAGCGUCUCAACGCGAUCGAAGAUAUGGUGAAAAAGCUCGCUGCUGUAAUUCACGUGCAAGAUGCGCAACUACCCGACGCAGUCAUAGCAGAGGGUAUUGCGCUCUAUUUUUCAAACUUCUGCAAUCAACCGUGUCCCAUCUUGGCCCAUUCUCAACCUUUUGAAUGCAGCGAGGAUAACCCAAUACCACCGAUGAUUCUGUAUGCCAUGCUAGCUCUCAGCUUGCGGUCAUCGCAACAUCCGUUCUUCAAAAACCAACUUGAAAGAAAGAGAUGUACAGAUAAUCUAACAACGCUCUCAUGGGGUCUUAUCGCCAAGGCAUACUGCAAUUUUGAUAUAGAUGAUGUGUACUUCGAGGCACUUUGUCUGCAGGUGCAGGUGGACUUAGGAGACGAAAGGCUCGAGAGAGCGCGAAGUCAGGUUGCUAUUGGCUUGCGAAUCGCCCAAGCCCGUGAUAUGCUUGGCACCAAUUCGCUUGAUGGCCUAGGGCUUGCCGAUCGAGCUCGUAGGCAAGAGAUAGUCUGGUCUCUUUUUAUGCUAGACAGGAUGCUUCUUGGCGGAAAUACGAGAAAUCCGUCGACUCCAACUGCAAUCUUCGAACUUCCUAUCAUCCAGAGCGGUCCUUCCCAUCCAGAUAUUCAUUCCCAAACCUGCGAGCCUGACACUUCGUUCGGCUCUGUAGAUUCGGGUGCGCUGCUUCCACCACAGAAUGUCGCUUCUCUACAGAUACAAACCAUUCGAAUCUGGGAGUGUAUUAUCGACUACAUCGCCCAACCCCCUUUAAGCACUGAUGUCCCUCUCUGGAGGCACGAUUCGCCAAGGGCCGCGAUUCUCACAAAGCUCUUAGAUAUUGAGACAAGAUGUGAGAUCGCAGGUCAUGUUCUAUCAUCUGUCGGAUCGCCUGCUCGAGUGCUACAUGAACCAGCAUUGACAAAUUACUUCGUCAUAUGGUUGCGGUUCCAGCUAAGUUUGUCUGCGUUUAAUUGCAUUUUAAACCACCCUUUUAUCAUCCACGUUAAAACUACACCGCUCAAGCAUAAGAUUCCACUCACCUUCCUACAGAAGUCUUACGAGUUCUCUUUGAUUCAUGCCAAUUGGGUGUACAGGCUACUUAAUCACAUGGAGGAGGCCAAAUUGAUGCUACAUGACCCCUUUCUUGGUCACCUUGUCGCAAUCACGGCUUCAGUUCACUUAGAACAUACCAGGAGCCAGUAUCCUACGGUUGCUGGAUCUGCAAAGCAGAAAUUCAAUCAGUGCUUUCACUUUGUGAAAAGGCUCUCAAAAGAAUGGCCGCGCAUGCAAGCCGCUGUAUGUAUCGAACUUGUUUUCGCGGAUGCACACGCAAACUGA
Molecule: messenger RNA, 1566 nt
Organism: Bipolaris victoriae FI3
Lineage: Eukaryota; Fungi; Ascomycota; Dothideomycetes; Pleosporales; Pleosporaceae
Exons: 7
Coding region: 1-1566 (521 amino acids)
Biological process (GO): regulation of DNA-templated transcription
Cellular component (GO): nucleus
Molecular function (GO): DNA-binding transcription factor activity, RNA polymerase II-specific; zinc ion binding
Source: RefSeq, a predicted model, not a curated record